UAAGGGUUCAGGACACAGCUCAAGUGGUAAAGCGCCUGUCUGGCAAGCUCAAGGCUCUGAGUUCAAACCCCAGUGUCGAAAAACAAAACCAAACCAAUGGGGCAGUAGGAUGUGUCUGGCAUCGCCAGGAGCCAGUCACCGUACAGGAGGGAGGGUGGGAUAGCCUACUGCUGUCCCCAUGUGGGCCAGGGCUGGACUCAGUGCAGGACCGUAUAUGAUGGGUAGCAGUAGACACAGAUGUGGGGCCUGUAGUAGCCCUGGUAGUAGCCUUGGUCUUCCCUGUGGAGCCUGUAGUCUGGAUGUUUCUCUUGGCAGGCUCCCACCCAGCUGUGCCCUCCACCCAGUUUGUAUGUGGGUGGGAUACUCGAGGUGACUGGGGUGGCUGUAGGGUGGGAUGGGGCCUGGCUGAUGCUCCUGGUCCUAAGCUUCCAAGGUCGGCCUGGCCAGUGUCCCCGCUGCCCAUUGUCCUGGCCCCUGUAAGGUCUGCAUCCUUCUCCUGCCCAGCUGCUCCAUUGUCCUUGAGGUUGGUUUCUCUAGCCUGUGCCACAUUCCGGGGUGGGGCUGGUGUGUGAUGCAGUUGACUGACUCUGAUGCUCCCAAAGAGGAGCUGCUGAUCGAGCGGGUGUCCCACGCGGGCAUGAUCAACCCUGAGGACCGCUGGAAAAGCCUGCACUUCAGUGGCCACGUGGCACACCUGGAGCUGCAGAUCCGUGUGCGCUGCGAUGAGAACUACUACAGCGCCACCUGCAACAAGUUCUGCCGGCCUCGCAAUGACUUCUUUGGCCACUACACCUGCGACCAGUACGGCAACAAGGCCUGCAUGGAUGGCUGGAUGGGCAAGGAGUGCAAGGAAGCCGUGUGUAAACAAGGAUGUAAUUUGCUCCAUGGGGGAUGCUCCGUGCCUGGGGAGUGCAGGUGUAGUUACGGCUGGCAGGGCAAGUUCUGUGACGAGUGUGUCCCAUACCCCGGCUGUGUACACGGCAGCUGUGUGGAGCCCUGGCAUUGUGACUGUGAGACCAACUGGGGCGGCCUGCUCUGUGACAAAGACCUGAACUACUGUGGCAGCCACCACCCCUGUAUCAAUGGGGGGACCUGCAUCAAUGCUGAGCCUGAUCAGUACCACUGCACCUGCCCAGAUGGCUACUCGGGCAAGAACUGCGAGCGGGCUGAGCACGCCUGUGCCUCCAACCCGUGCGCCAAUGGGGGCUCUUGCCAUGAGGUGCCAUCUGGCUUCGAAUGCCACUGCCCAUCAGGCUGGAGUGGACCCACCUGCGCACUUGACAUCGAUGAGUGUGCGUCCAACCCUUGUGCGGCUGGCGGCACCUGUGUGGACCAGGUGGAUGGCUUCGAGUGCAUCUGCCCCCAGCAGUGGGUGGGGACCACCUGUCAGCUGGACGCCAAUGAGUGUGAAGGGAAGCCGUGCCUUAAUGCUUUUUCUUGCAAAAACCUGAUUGGCGGCUAUUACUGUGAUUGCCUCCCAGGCUGGAAGGGCAUCAACUGUCACAUCAACAUCAACGACUGUCAUGGGCAGUGUCAGCAUGGUGGCACCUGCAAGGACCUGGUGAAUGGGUACCAGUGCGUGUGCCCGCGGGGAUUUGGAGGCCGGCAUUGUGAGCUGGAACGUGCUGAAUGUGCCAGCAGCCCCUGCCGUGGGGGUGGCAUCUGCGAAGACCUGUGGAAUGGCUUCCGCUGCCACUGCCCCCGAGGCCUCUCUGGGCCACUCUGCGAGGUGAAUGUGGACUUGUGUGAGCCGAGCCCUUGCUUGAACGGUGCUCGCUGCUACAACCUGGAGGGGGACUAUUACUGCGCCUGCCCCGAGGACUUUGGUGGCAAGAACUGCUCAGUGCCCAGGGAGCAGUGCCCUGGGGGGGCCUGCAGAGUGAUUGAUGGCUGCGGGGUAGAGGCAGGGUCCAGGGUGCCUGGCAUGGCACCCUCCGGUGUGUGUGGCCCCCACGGGCACUGCGUCAGCCAGCCUGGGGGCAACUUUUCCUGUGUCUGCGACAGCGGCUUCACAGGCACCUACUGCCAUGAGAACAUUGACGACUGCCUGGGCCAACCCUGCCGCAAUGGGGGCACGUGCAUUGAUGAGGUGGACUCCUUCCGCUGCUUCUGCCCCAGUGGCUGGGAGGGCGAGCUCUGUGACACCAAUCCCAACGACUGCCUCCCCGACCCCUGCCACAGCCGCGGCCGAUGCUACGACCUGGUCAAUGACUUCUACUGCGCUUGUGAUGAUGGAUGGAAGGGCAAGACCUGCCAUUCGCGCGAGUUCCAGUGUGACGCCUACACCUGCAGUAAUGGUGGCACGUGCUACGAUAGUGGGGACACCUUCCGCUGCGCCUGCCCACCAGGCUGGAAGGGCAGCACCUGCACCAUUGCCAAGAACAGCAGCUGCCUGCCCAACCCCUGCGUGAAUGGGGGCACCUGUGUGGGCAGCGGUGACUCGUUCUCCUGCAUCUGUCGGGAUGGCUGGGAGGGCCGCACCUGCACACACAACACCAAUGACUGCAACCCUCUGCCCUGCUACAAUGGUGGCAUCUGCGUUGAUGGUGUCAACUGGUUCCGCUGCGAGUGUGCACCUGGCUUCGCGGGUCCUGACUGCCGCAUCAACAUCGACGAGUGCCAGUCCUCUCCCUGUGCCUAUGGGGCCACCUGUGUAGAUGAGAUUAAUGGGUACCGCUGCAGCUGCCCACCAGGCCGAACUGGCCCCCGGUGCCAGGAUGUGGUCGAGUUUGGGAGGUCCUGCUGGUCCCGGGGCAUGCCGUUCCCACAUGGGAGCUCCUGGGUGGAAGACUGUAACACUUGCCGUUGCCUGGAUGGCCACCGGGACUGCAGCAAGGUGUGGUGUGGAUGGAAGCCUUGUCUGCUAUCUGGCCAGCCUGAUGCCCUGAAUACCCAGUGCCCACCUGGACAGCAGUGCCAGGAGAAGUCUCCGGGCCAGUGCCUGCAGCCGCCCUGUGAGGCCUGGGGGGAGUGUGGGGCAGAAGAACCCCUGCCACCCAAUACCCCCUGCCUCCCACGCGCUGGGUACUUGGACAACAACUGUGCUCGCCUCACGCUGCGAUUCAGCCGCGACCAACUGCCCCAGGGCACCACUGUGGGCUCCAUCUGCUCUGGGAUCCGCUCGCUGCCUGCCACGAGGGCGGUGGCCCGUGACCGCCUGCUGCUGCUGCUCUGUGACCGGGCGUCCUCAGGGGCCAGUGCUGUGGAGGUAGCCAUGUCCUUCAGCCCUGCAAGGGACCUGCCAGACAGCAGCCUGAUUCAAAGUGCGGCUCAUGCCAUUGUGGCUGCCAUCACGCAGCGGGGAAACAACUCUCUACUGCUGGCUAUCACCGAGGUCAAGGUGGAGACUGUUGUCGUGGGUGGCUCCUCCACAGGCCUACUGGUGCCCGUGCUGUGUAGUGUGUUCAGCGUGCUGUGGCUGACCUGCGUGGUGAUCUGUGUGUGGUGGACACGAAAGCGCAGAAAAGAGCGGGAGAGGAGCCGGCUGCCCCGGGACGAGAGCACCAACAACCAGUGGGCUCCGCUCAACCCCAUCCGCAAUCCCAUCGAGCGGCCUGGUGGCAGCGGCCCAGGAGGUGGGGGCCACAAGGAUGUGCUCUAUCAGUGCAAGAACUUCACGCCGCCGCCACGCAGGGCAGGCGAGGCACUGCCUGGACCAGUGGGCCACGGGGGUGGCGGGGAGGACGAGGAGGACGAGGAGCUGGGUCGUGGAGACGAGGACUCCCCAGAGGCAGAGAAGUUCCUCUCACACAAAUUCACCAAAGACCCCAGCUGCUCUCCAGGGAGGCCAACCCGCUGGGUGGCCUCAGGGCCCAAAGUGGACAACCGCGCAGUCAGGAGUAUCAAGGAUAUGCACUGUGCCGGCAAGGAGUAGGAUGGCAGCUGCUCACUGGGCCGGAACCCAGGGCCCCUCGCUGGGUGCCACACCCCUGCCGAACUAUAGGAGGUUGAGGCCGUGUGCAUAGUUACUUUAUUUUGUGUAAAAAAAAAAACCCACCAAAAACAAAAAACAAAUGUUUAUUUUCUACGUUUCUUUAACCUUGUAUAAAUUAUUCAGUAACUGUCAGGCAGAAAACAAUGGAGUAUUCUCGAUCAUUGCUAUUUUUGUAAAGUGUCUGUGCGUCCCACGCACUGUGGCAGGAAAGCAAAGUGUGUUUGUGUUCUCACCAAAUUGUGUAACGUUUGUUACCAGAGGUCGUGCGCUGUUUACAGAAUCUUCUUUAUUCCUCAGUUGGGUUUCUCUGUGGCUCCAGGCCAAAGAGCUCGUGAGACCUGUGGCUGUUGGUGUGGCCUGAGGCUGUCAUUGGGACCUGUGGCUGUCAGUGGGACCCGUGGCUAUCGGUGGGACCUGUGGCUGUAGGUGGGACCUGUGGUGGUCGGUGUGACCCUACUUACUGGUGUAGCCCUGGUCACCGGCUUACCCCAUGACUGUUAGUGGUGCCUGUGGUUGUCCAUGGGGCUGGAGGUCACCGGUGUGGCCCAAGGCUAGUGAGCAGACCUGGCCUGCUGCCUGGGCAGUCCCUCCAGCCUGCCGUCCUUGCUUCCUCCUGCCCAGAACUCUCCAGAGAUCUCCAACUGUGCUUUCAGAAGUGCCCUUCCCAACUGCUCAGUUUCCCCUCCCGGGACGGUGGCAGUAUUGAAGCUUGUGACAAGUGCCUUCACACAGACUCCCCCUGCAACUGUCAGCGUUUGCCGUGGGCACCAGGCCACUGCCCACCUGCCGGCCCCGGCCACCUUCCUCGUGAAAGUGCAUUUUUGUAAAUAUGUACAUAUUAAAUGAAUCACUCUGUAUAUUUGAUUUAAUAACUUAAAUGCUUUGG
Messenger RNA from Castor canadensis (American beaver), 4820 nucleotides. NCBI's taxonomy places the organism in Eukaryota, Metazoa, Chordata, Mammalia, Rodentia, Castoridae. The record is from RefSeq and is a predicted model, not a curated record.